CGACUUUGUACAGAAAUGGCAGCAAAUGCUUCUGGUCUGGAAGAAGAGCUUUCCUGUGCUGUGUGCUGUGAGAUUUUCAAGGAUCCUGUAACUCUUCAUUGUAACCACAGCUUCUGUAAAGCAUGUCUGGAUCAGUGCUGGAAAGAGAAGGGAGCUCGGGAGUGUCCAGUGUGCAGGAGGAGGGCUUCAAUAAGGGAUCCUCCUGUCAAUUUUGCUCUCAGGAAUAUUGCAGAGUGCUUCUUAAAAGAACACAGUCAGAAACCUCCUGGAAUGCUUUGUAGUGUGCAUGAGGAAAAAUUGAAGCUGUUCUGUGUAGAUGAUGAAGAGACUGUAUGUCCUGUGUGUCAAACUUCAAAGAAACAUAAAAAUCACAAGCUCCGUCCAGUCCAGGAAGCUGCACAGGAUUAUAAGGGAGAGCUCAAGACUGCGCUGGAGCCCUUGCAGGACAAGCUGAAAACCUUUAAUAAAGUUAAAGAAGAAUGUGAUGAAACAGCAGAGCACAUCAAGAAACAAGCCCAGCAAACAGAGAGGCAGAUAAAGGAGGAGUUUGAGAAACUUCACCAGUUUCUACAAGAUGAAGAAAAGGCCAGGAUUGCUGCACUGAGGGGGGAAGAGGAACAAAAGGGAAGAAUCAUGAAGGAGAAGAUUGAAAAUAUUACAAGAGAAAUCUCAUCCCUUUCAGACACAAUCCGAGUGAUAGAACAGGAGCUGGAAGCUGAAGACAUCUUCUUCCUGCAGAAUUACAGAAAAACUAAGAAAAGAGCCGAGCGCACACUGCAGGAUCCACAGUGUGUUUCAGGAGCGCUGAUAGAUGUAGCCGAGCACCUGGGCUCUCUGAAGUACAAAGUGUGGGAGAAGAUGCUGGGGAUUGUUCAAUACACUCCAGUGACUCUGGAUCCCAACACAGCAGCACCCUGGCUCAUACUGUCUGAGGAUCUAACAAGUGUGAGAUUCAGUGAUGAGAGAGAGGAGCUUCCUGAUAACCCAGAGCGGUUUGAUCCCUAUGUUAGUGUGCUGGGCUCUGAGGGAUUCACUUCAGGGAAACACUGCUGGGAUGUUGAAGUUGGAAACAAAACUGCCUGGAAUCUGGGUGUGACAAAGGAGUUCAGCCAGAGGAAAGGGGAAUUCACUCGGAACCCAGGAACAGGAUACUGGGGUAUAGUCCUGAGAAAUGGGGAUCAGUACUGGGCAUGGACCUCACCACAGACACAACUCACUGUGGAGAAGAAACCCCAGAAGAUCAGAGUUCAGCUGGACUAUGACAGGGAAGAGAUCACAUUCUUUGACGCGAGUGAUAUGAGACCUCUCUACAUGUUUAGACAGAGAUUUACUGCAAGAUUGUUUCCCUAUUUCUCACCUUGCUUAAAUGAAGAUGGGAAAAACCCUGCCCCCCUCAGGGUGUGCCCUGUGAAGGCAGUUAUAAAAGUGGACUAGCCCAAUGUGUUGAGAAUAAACAGUAGGGCUGUAUAAUAAUAAUAAGAAGCCUGUGACCCUGCUGGCCGCUGCACACUGAGGGGGGGGGAG
Molecule: messenger RNA, 1524 nt
Organism: Polyodon spathula (Mississippi paddlefish)
Lineage: Eukaryota; Metazoa; Chordata; Actinopteri; Acipenseriformes; Polyodontidae
Product: zinc-binding protein A33-like
Exons: 6
Coding region: 16-1434 (472 amino acids)
Molecular function (GO): zinc ion binding; protein binding
Source: RefSeq, a predicted model, not a curated record